AUGAUUUCACAAAAUAUAAUUAAAAUUAUUCAAAAAUCCAAUAAACGUUAUUUUUCAUCAUCAAAUGAAUUAAAAAAAACAGCAUUAAAUGAAUUACAUAAAGAAUUAGGAGCAAAAAUGGUACCAUUUUGUGGAUGGGAAAUGCCGGUUCAAUAUCCAGCAGGUGUUAUGAAAGAACAUUUACAUGUUAGAAAAGAGAGUGGAUUAUUUGAUGUUUCUCAUAUGGGACAAUUAAGAAUUCAUGGUAAAGAUCGUGUUAAAUUCUUUGAGUCAAUUGUAGUAGCAGAUUUACAAGCAUUACCAACUGGACAUUCAAAAUUAUCAGUAUUCACCAAUGAGAAAGGUGGUAUCAUCGAUGACACAAUGAUUACCAAUGCUGGUGAUUCAUUGUAUGUAGUUGUCAAUGCAGGUUGUGCAGAUAAAGAUAUUUCACAUAUUAAUGAAAAGAUUAAAGAAUUCAAAUCUGUCAAUCCAACACACGAUGUAAGUAUGCAAUUAUUGGAAGAUCUCUCAUUGAUCGCUAUCCAAGGUCCAACCACUGAAUCAAUAUUACAAAAAUUCGUAAAAGAUCAAGAUAUUACCAAUAUGGAAUUUAUGACACAACGUCCAAUGACAAUCGCAGGUAUCGAUUGCAUAGUGACACGUUGUGGUUACACAGGUGAAGAUGGUUUUGAAAUUUCCGUACCAUCAAAACAAGCCGUACGAUUGGCUGAAUUGUUUUUAGCAACUAGUAAUGCCUCAAUUGAAAGUGGUAUUAAACCAGCUGGUUUAGGUGCUAGAGAUUCACUUCGUUUAGAAGCUGGUCUCUGUUUGUAUGGUCAUGAUUUAAAUGAUGAUAUCACUCCAAUCGAAGCAUCACUCAAUUGGUUAAUUAGUAAACGUCGUAGAGAAGAAGGUGGUUUCCCAGGUGCUUCAAUCAUUCAAAAACAAUUACAAAAGGAUGGUUGUCCACAAAAACGUGUUGGUGUCAUCAUCAAUGGUGCUCCUGCUCGUGAAGGUUGUUUAAUCCUCGACCCUUCAACAAACCAAGAAAUCGGUAAAGUCACAAGUGGCACUAUCUCCCCAAUCACCCGUCAAUCAAUCUCAAUGGCAUACGUUAAAACUCCUUUCUCUAAAAUCGGUACUCAAGUCAAUGUUUCAAUUCGUGGUAAACCAAUUACUGCCACAAUUUCAAAAAUGCCGUUUGUCCCAACAAAUUAUAAAAAAUUAUAA
Molecule: messenger RNA, 1212 nt
Organism: Dictyostelium discoideum AX4
Lineage: Eukaryota; Evosea; Eumycetozoa; Dictyosteliales; Dictyosteliaceae
Gene: gcvT
Exons: 2
Coding region: 1-1212 (403 amino acids)
Biological process (GO): glycine catabolic process
Cellular component (GO): mitochondrion; glycine cleavage complex
Molecular function (GO): aminomethyltransferase activity
Source: RefSeq, a predicted model, not a curated record